Messenger RNA from Durusdinium trenchii, 514 nucleotides. The record is from the annotation of a GenBank genome assembly. NCBI's taxonomy places the organism in Eukaryota, Dinophyceae, Suessiales, Symbiodiniaceae.
GUCUCCCCUCGUGUGGAUCCUCCCUAUAUGGCUUCCACACGGAGCAGUUCUCAGCGGCUGGUGACGCGAUCCCCGGGAGCGUCGCUUCGCGCCGUGGGUCGCUCUGCCUCGCUGCAGAGCUUCACCCCGCGGCCCAAGCACGGCUCGGGACGUCGCGCGUCGGAGGUCUUGGUUUUGCACUUGGAGGAGGAGGCUACCUGGCGAACCGCAAGCACUGGAGUGGAGUCCAAGGGCAGCCAUCGACCCGGCGCCACGCCUGUUUUGGAGGAGUUGCAGACGGUGCAGAAACGACUCUUCGAGCGUUUCGCCAAGUUGGACGAAGGUCUCCGAGCCAAGGAUGUCCAACUUGAGAAGCUUUCGCAGCGUCUCCUCGCCGCUGAAAGCUUGGCUGCGGAGCGACUGCAGCAGGCGCGCGAUGCCCAGGAGGAGGUGCAGGUGCUCAAACGAGCCCUAGCGGCCAAAGCCCAGGAGCUGGAACGCCUCAAAGGAAGAGAACACGCGUCAGACCGGUGAA